AAAGCCAUAAAGAAAAUGCAUUGCAUGUUUAAAUUUCCCGCCAUCUUAUCAGCUCCCAUAAAGCGCAGCUGCAUUGAGUCGCCGUUCGGCCUGUCUGCCUGUUCUAAGCAUCAUCCCCGGGUCUCAAAGGUCGUACACACGUACAUUGAGGAAAUUCUAAAAGGCCUGAUUGCGAAUAUGAUUAGUCUGAGAAGCAACACCGCUAGUCUUGCGACGAUCGUUAAGCGGUCGUAUCAUAACCGGGCAUUGCUUGGAAAGCGUGAGACCGUCGGACCCGGCUUCAAUAACCAGCUUAUGUAUGUCGAUCGAGCUGAUUUCCCAUACCCGGCCUCCCGUUGGGGUGAACCCGAUGCAAAGAUCGAUGCUCUUCGCGAAAAGGAAAAGGGUGACUGGAAGAACUUGUCAAUCGAAGAGAAGAAAGCCCUGUACAGGUACUCCUACCGACAAACUUUUUCCGAAAUGAACGCCCCGACCGGUGAUUGGAAGAUUGUAGUUGGCGGAACCAUGAUCGCGGUUGGUAUCACUUUUUGGAUCUACGCGUUCUUAAAAAAGUUUGUCUACUCACCAAUGCCAAAGUCAUGCUCAGAAGAGGCCAAGCUGGCUCAGCUUGAGCGUAUGGUUCAACUGCGUGCGAAUCCAAUCGAUGGCAUAGGUUCGAAAUGGGAUUACGAAAAUAACCGGUGGAAGUAAAUGAAUUAAGACUUGAUGAUGAAGUGGAUUAUCGGAUGAGUAGAAUAGACAUAAACAAUGAUAAUGUACUGUUGCUUUGCCAAUCGAGAAAAGCAGCAGACUGUUUUUUCUUCUUAUAGAAAAAGACAGGAUUAGCAACAGCAUCAGGAAUGGUUAAUACUGUUCUAUAGUUUUAAAAAUAAACACUUUAAACAAGAUGUACACAUAUUAAAAA
Molecule: messenger RNA, 904 nt
Organism: Varroa destructor (honeybee mite)
Lineage: Eukaryota; Metazoa; Arthropoda; Arachnida; Mesostigmata; Varroidae
Product: cytochrome c oxidase subunit 4 isoform 1, mitochondrial-like
Biological process (GO): mitochondrial electron transport, cytochrome c to oxygen
Cellular component (GO): respiratory chain complex IV
Source: RefSeq, a predicted model, not a curated record